Messenger RNA from Trichoderma gamsii, 1269 nucleotides. RefSeq lists its product as hypothetical. Gene Ontology annotation, cellular component: Golgi membrane; endoplasmic reticulum; endoplasmic reticulum membrane. Gene Ontology annotation, biological process: endoplasmic reticulum to Golgi vesicle-mediated transport; retrograde vesicle-mediated transport, Golgi to endoplasmic reticulum. NCBI's taxonomy places the organism in Eukaryota, Fungi, Ascomycota, Sordariomycetes, Hypocreales, Hypocreaceae. The record is from RefSeq and is a predicted model, not a curated record. Bases 1 to 1269 code for a protein of 422 amino acids. The transcript has 3 exons.
AUGGCUCCCAAGUCGCGAUUCACAAGGCUCGAUGCCUUUACAAAGACGGUGGAUGAAGCGCGGAUCCGGACUACUAGCGGCGGAAUUGUAACAAUUGUGUCGCUGCUGGUUGUGCUGUUCCUGUCUUGGGGAGAAUGGUCUUCGUAUCGGCGCAUCGUGGUACACCCAGAGCUGGUGGUGGACAAAGGCAGAGGCGAGCGAAUGGACAUUCACCUCAACAUGACCUUUCCCAACAUGCCCUGCGAGCUGCUGACUCUGGAUGUCAUGGACGUUUCGGGCGAGCAGCAGCAUGGUGUCGCCCACGGUAUCACCAAGCUUCGUCUGCAGCCCCCAUCACGAGGUGGCGGUGUGAUUGAAAGCAACUCGCUGGCCCAGCUGCAUGAGAAGGCCGAGCAUCUGAACCCCGACUACUGUGGUGGCUGCUACGGAGCUACUGCGCCUGCUAACGCUGAGAAGCCCGGCUGCUGCAAUACCUGUGACGAGGUUCGAGAGGCCUAUGCGCAGGCAUCGUGGGCCUUUGGCCGAGGCGAGGGCGUGGAGCAGUGCGAGAGGGAACAUUACUCUGAGCGAUUGGACCAGCAGCGAGAAGAGGGUUGCCGCAUUGAGGGCUUGUUGCAGGUCAACAAGGUUGUUGGAAACUUCCAUCUUGCCCCCGGCCGAAGCUUCAGCAAUGGAAACAUGCACGUACACGAUCUCAAGAACUACUGGGACCUCCCUAACGGCAUGAAACCUCACGAUUUUACUCAUGUCAUCCACUCUCUGCGAUUUGGACCACAGCUGCCGCCAGAGGUUAUUGCGCGAAUGGGCCGCAGGGUUGCGUGGACCAACCACCAUCUCAAUCCUCUGGAUGGAAUUCACCAGGAAACCAGCGAUCCCAACUUUAACUACAUGUACUUUGUCAAAAUUGUCCCCACGUCGUAUCUUCCACUCGGCUGGGAGCAAAAGUCCGCCCACGCAUCUGAUGGCAGUGUUGAGACACACCAGUACUCCGUUACAAGCCACAAGCGAAGCCUGAUGGGAGGUGACGACGCCAAGGAGGGUCACGCUGAAAGACUGCACUCCAAGGGUGGUAUUCCCGGCGUGUUCUUCUCAUAUGAUAUCUCCCCUAUGAAAGUUAUUAACCGAGAAGAGCGGGCCAAGACAUUCCUUGGCUUCCUAUCUGGACUUUGUGCGAUUGUCGGCGGUACCUUGACGGUUGCUGCUGCGGUUGACCGUGGCUUGUUUGAGGGUGCCAGCAGGCUGAAGAAGCUUCGAUCUAAGGAUAUGUAA